AUGGUGCACGCUCAUACCUACUGGUUGCCCGCAAGUGUGAUGAACGCCUUGAUGCCCUGGUUGCCGGAUAGCAAGGGCAGGAUGUUCAUGUGGACCUAUCCCAUACCCGAACUCGUCGAGGCCAAGCACCCCAUCGAGUUCGAGGUGCCUCGACUCGAACCCGCUCUACGCAGAAAGCGGAGAAAACUACGAGACCAUCCUCAACCUCCUCCACAGGAUCAGCACUUCCAGCCAUGGGAAAAGACCGACCUCGUCUCGACAGCCUUCCUCUCGUUCAACGUCCUCACCAUGCAGUCUCCCAAAGCGAGAUCGUUCCGCGAUCUCCUGAGAAAAUACCAGAAAUCCAGGAUCCCACCUGCUUACGAACACUUGAUCGAUUACAACUUUGUCAUGGCCUCGCCAGCCUGGCACGAUCGGGCGGCGUGGGCGGAAUUGGAGACGGAGCAAGCACAGUAUGGGGACCUGGUCAUCAUGGAUGAGAUGGAGGAGGACGAUAGCAAGAGGAUGCCGGAGAAUGGAGAUUUCGGAAAAUCGUACAGGACUUGGCAGACGUUGAUCGAGCGAGCAGAGGAUGGAAGAGGACGGAAGGCAUUAUGGUACUACAAGACCGACGAUGACGCCUAUACGAUUAUGCCGAACCUGCUCAACCAUCUUCUCUCGCUCGACUACCGAGAGCCGACCUUCACCGGGUCGACUCUGGGUUGUUCAUAUCGACCUCAUAUGUACUUUCAGGGACUGGGAUAUGCUUUGAGUUACCCAUUGAUCAAAUCGCUUGUCGAAGCGAAACUGACCUUUCCUCACACGGUGGGGUACGAAGAUCAUCUAACAGGCGCCUGGAUGCUUUCGUUGCCUCCACAUCCUAAAUGGAAGCACGUCGAUCCUGCCAAGAUCCCGGAACGUAAAGGGGUCGACAAUUUCCUCAACUAUCUACCACCCUCACCUGAACCGCUCAGCGGCCUGAUACGUGCGGACACGUACGGCAAGAGCGUCAGCUGGUUCUGGUGGUGGGUGUCCAAGACAGAGACGACCAUUACGGUUCACGGCAUGAAGACUGUCGAGGAAUGGGUGCAAGCCUGGCAGUAUUUCGAAAAGCUCUGGUUAACGCCCACCUGGGUCGGACAGCGGGCGAGAACGCCAUACGAAUGGCAACCGCCCGAGUGGAUUCAACCCUUUGCCGAGCCAGGAUUGCCCAACACCCUCAACAUCUCGACACAUUGGGAGAAAUUCCAUUCGCGCCCUAGCAAACACAAUCAAACACAUGGCUACCGACAGCAUCCGCCGCACGACUCGUAUCCUGGUGUCGGGCACGAGUUAGGCUUGCCUUAAGCUCGAUCACCCAUCUCAUCACUACUUCCCGUAUCAGACCCGUCAUGGUGGCCUUACGACCCUGUCAGCUGCGUCUGACCACGUUACGAACACGACUCACACCUGUCGUGAGAAUACGAGCAUCCAAAUAGAACAGCAUCAACCAUGUAGCAGCCGAACCUCGUCGAUAUAAUCAUACUAUAGGUCCAGCUGUCGAUCGCCGUCAACUACGUCAAUCCUUAAGAGCCUCACAAGCCGAUAUCGAAGAAAGGUCCACU
Molecule: messenger RNA, 1583 nt
Organism: Filobasidium floriforme
Lineage: Eukaryota; Fungi; Basidiomycota; Tremellomycetes; Filobasidiales; Filobasidiaceae
Exons: 4
Coding region: 1-1326 (441 amino acids)
Cellular component (GO): membrane
Molecular function (GO): hexosyltransferase activity
Source: RefSeq, a predicted model, not a curated record